Molecule: messenger RNA, 4114 nt
Organism: Hemiscyllium ocellatum (epaulette shark)
Lineage: Eukaryota; Metazoa; Chordata; Chondrichthyes; Orectolobiformes; Hemiscylliidae
Gene: txn2
Product: thioredoxin 2
Exons: 4
Coding region: 255-767 (170 amino acids)
Biological process (GO): cell redox homeostasis
Cellular component (GO): mitochondrion
Molecular function (GO): protein-disulfide reductase activity
Source: RefSeq, a predicted model, not a curated record
GCCUUCCCCUCAUUUCAGCUGACUCUUAUCCACCUAACCUCGUGGCCUUCCUCGCACAGAUAUCGAAGGGAAUAAAUCGUCGGCCCAUUCCAUCCCUAAACAAAGGAAGAGAUAUAUGUGCGGUCGCGCCAACUCAAAUGCCGCGAAGGCGUUCGGGAAAUUGUUUCCAGGAAGUGACGUAAAUUGAACCGGAAGGUCCUUUAGCCUCGCGUGGAAGCUAGCGAGGUUCUGACACUAACCAGCUCCUUUUACCGAUGGCUCAAAGGCUCUUGCUGAGGAGACUCGUGUGCCUGAACCUGAGGAAGUCCUACGGCUCAUUGUGCUUUCCACCCUCAGCUUUGUCGCCCAGCCUGAAUCAUCUGUCCUGGCACAACCACAAGCCUCCCUUCCUACAUCGAGCAGGUUCACCUUUCUCCAGAGGGUUUUGUGAUUCUCCAGCCUGCAGUGAUACUUUCAAUGUACAGAACAAGACAGAUUUCACUGAUCGAGUCCUGAACAACAAAAAACCAGUUCUGGUAGAUUUUCAUGCAAGUUGGUGCAAGCCUUGCCACACUCUUGGACCAAGACUCGAGAAAUUGGUGGCGAAACAGAAAGGGGAUGUCAUAAUGGCAAAGAUAGACAUAGAUGAACACACAGACCUUGCCAUGGAGUACCAGGUGACUGUGGUUCCGACUGUAAUCGCUAUGAAGAAUGGGUGUGCUGUGGACAAAUUCAUAGGUGUCAAAAGUGAAGAUGAGCUGGAAGUUUUCAUCAAGAAACUGCUUUGAUAUUUUCUGGACUGAUGGCCUGUAAAGGUUUUAUAGGAUGGCUGUGGGGUGACUGUCGUAUGAUUCUCCAUUCUCCAACCAACUGUUCCCUCUGUUGUGUAAAGUAGGCAGAGAUGCUACUACUAACUAUCUGUGUGGCUGAAAAUCCUGCCUCUAUCUACACACCGGCUAGUAAAUCUUGCCAUAACUGAGACUGUUGUCUCCUGUUUUUAUGUGUAAUCUUUAGCCACUAGUGCACCUCAAACAAAACAAUCUAUUCCAUCUGUCUGUUGGUGACCUGCAGCCAGUAGAACCUCAUUGUGACAGUACCACAAUUUCUUCUCUCGACUCUGCUCUAUCUACAGUAAUUUAACUUCAGAAGCCAAUGCGUGACCUUCACUCCACUCUCUCUGAAUCAUAUUUGCCAUCUCCCCACAUCCACUCCCUUAGUAUCUCCUGAAUGUCUGAGAGGUGCUUUAUGUUCUGUAGCCCACACCUGCACUGCCCCGCAUAUGACUGUACUUCAGUGCCAGUAUCUCAUACCAGAAAGCUGAGGUUGAGGAGUUCACGAUCAAUCACAAUUGAUGACCUGAUUUACACUGAACACUAAGCACCAAGAAGCUGAGAGAGCAGCUGCAGGGCAAGGGCAGAAAUGGCAAGUCCUGAUAGCUGACUUAUAUAGAUUAGCAGCAGGAGCGAGAAAAAAUAAUCUUCUAUUGUUUUUUUUAGUCUCAAAAUCAGUUCUAGCUCAGCCAUCAGGAGAGAGUCCCAUUUGACUCAGUGACCUGGAUACGUACAAAACUGCAGGAUCUGGAACAGAGUUUCUUUGGAUAAUUUUAAUUGUAAAUCUGUUUCCUUUUGUCUGGUCUGGGAAUGGGUCAACAAACAGUCACCAAGUGUUGCUUAAAAUGAAAUUCUGUAUUCUCUAUCAAUCGUGGUAAGCUCUGCUGUUCAAUAUUGCCUGACAAAAUGAGCAAGAAAUUAGGGUUUGACAAAGGUAUGCUAAUGAAGACAACGUUAGAAUUAUGAUUAUAAGCACCACAAAAAAAAGGCUUUUUAUUGGUGGGUCUUGCUUCAUGAUCUAUUGUAAUAAACUUAUUUUCUAUCUGCACUUUCCUCACCCACCCCAAAAGCUGUGGUCCCUGGCACAUGCUCUGCUUCUUUUUGUCUGUUGUGUAUGAAGGAGAAGUGAAACUUGGCAGGGGAAGAAGGUUGUCCUCCCCUUCUCUGUUGUUAACCUGGCAGGCUUCUCAGGUGGUUACAUUCGAGUAGUUUGAGAGAAUUGAGAAACAAAAACAUUGCCUCUUUCCUCCCUGGCAUAGUAUGUGUCAUGGAUCCAUGAAUAAAUCUAUCGGGGAUACAGGAAGCAGUACAAGACCACUAGGAACCGUGAUCCCAGUUCAUUCCUUCCUCUGUUCAGGUCUUGGAUGGAACCACAACUCGGCCUCUCUCUUGGGGAUGGGAGGAAAAUAGAAAAAGCCAGUGACUGCUGUGCUGUAGCACACACUUAAAUAGAUAUUUACAGUCUGAGCAUAUCCUUGAGGAAUGGCAAUUGAACAAUGCUGUGGAUGAUGGCUUAACCUGAAAAUGUACCCUUUAUUUAGGUUGACGACACAGCACUUAAAUCUCCCAGUACUGCCCUCCUCGUUUGGCCAUCCACAAGCACUUUUAAUCUGCCAGUCAUAAUCUGAUUUAAGCAGUAUACAAUCCUGGAUUAUGUCCACUGCAAUGAAACUGGGAGUGUUCUGAUGGAACCAACUGAUUCUAAUGCAGAGUCGAGUAAAGUUGACACAAUUUGUUGUUUAUAAAAUUCAAUGUUGAUUAAAGGAGGGAAAGUAGCCUACAUCAAAUCCUGGUUCCAUUGUUUUCCUUUGCACUUUGCUUAGUAGGUUCUGCCCCUCUCCUCAGCUCCGUUUGUAAGGGAUCAGUCUGAUGAUUUCAUUUGUUUCCCUCUGCAGGAGCUAACAGCUCAGCGAGUGAUCAUAUCUACACCCUGCCACACUGUUUAAUUAAUGGAGUAUUGUCCUGCUGUAUUAUGCUGCAGAAUAAUGAAAUAUAAUCAGUCUUGUCAACAAAACCUGAGAUAAAUUAAUGAUUCAGAACGCCUGAAUAAAGUGCGUAUUUCCAGAAGCUGGUAGUCAGCCACAUUUCAGUUUAGUGGAGCUUUCUGCCCAAGUCUCAAAUCAAAAUAUUCAAACUUGGCCCACGAAUGUACAGACUGCCACGUUUAGCUAAUUUAGCUUACUGUAACAUACUAAAAGUUAUAAAAUGGUGGCUGAGACCUUCACUAUAUUGCUAGAUGGAACUCACUAAGAUUAUAAUCUUUAAUACAGUAUUGGAGUAACAAGUUGGAAAAGUCCUUGGUUUUAAUCUCCCCAUGUCUCCAGAAUAGCAAUGAAUCAGUAAACCGAGCUUGGCAAACUCUGGGGCUGGCCCAGGAUUGCAGUUAAUUUAUUGGUGACCUUAUGUUGAAUAGUGAAGUAAGGGAAGAAUCCAGCUUGACUGCAUAAUGCCAAGAGAUUUCUGCCAGUCCCCUGUAGAAAUUAUCUGCAUUAAAGGAACUGGAGAUGGAAAUGGGCUUUUUAGAGGGACACAUUCUAUUGUGGCUUUAAAACUUUGGUUCGCCUGAUCACCAGUGCUUUGAAUGAUAUGUACUGAUGUUUGUGUAGGUAAAAUUGGACUCCAUUCAAGUGUAUGACUGUGAGGAAUAGUGGUCUCUAGCUCAAAUACAGUUGAGGGGAGAUCCAAGAGUCAGUAAUGGACCAGGGCAGGAGCUAGUUUUUGAUCUCCAUAGUGAGCUCCUGAGAGAGGGGACUGGAGUGACUAUUUUCAAUGUUUGAAUUUAACCCCUGUGCAGUUCUUCCCAGAUGUCCUUCAGUUAAUUUGGUGCAACAAGAAUUGUGUUCCUUUGUGACCGACUGUUUGCUUUAACACCAACAGAUGUCUCCGGUCCAGUGUUUGAAAAUGCGGUGUAUUCUCUGUAGUUUUGGAUGCUUCCCUUACCAAUGAUCUGGUAGUCACCAGGUUUAACCUGUGAAUUUUAGACCUUCCUAUGAACUGUCUCAAUCAAUCCAGCAGAUUGUUUCCAACAGUCCUGGCAUCCUUCCCCAACUGGCAUCCACUUCUUCUUCAACGCACAGACUCAGACUUUUGUUACCAGUAGAAAAUUGCCUUUUGCUAUAAUCACAUGGUUGAUGCAGGGCUUAGAAGGGGUUUGAGGAGUUAAGGAUUUUAAUCGUCAAAUUGAGUUUCUUUACUGGUGAUUCACAUAGUCUCAUUUUGUAACUAAAUUCUGAAUUGAAUUUUUUUGGAAAUGUUAAAUCUUACUGCCAUGAAACAGAGUAUUAUAAAUAAAUUCUCACAGCAAA